Messenger RNA from Pestalotiopsis fici W106-1, 1728 nucleotides. RefSeq lists its product as uncharacterized. The record is from RefSeq and is a predicted model, not a curated record. Gene Ontology annotation, molecular function: DNA-binding transcription factor activity, RNA polymerase II-specific; zinc ion binding. The transcript has 4 exons. Lineage: Eukaryota; Fungi; Ascomycota; Sordariomycetes; Amphisphaeriales; Sporocadaceae. The coding region runs from base 1 to 1728 and encodes 575 amino acids. Gene Ontology annotation, biological process: regulation of DNA-templated transcription.
AUGGUCGGCGUCGCGGGACGUAGUAAAGCCUGUGCGACCUGCAAGUCCCGGCAUAUACGAUGCGAUGAACGACGCCCAACAUGUUACCGAUGUGAAAAGACCGGUUAUACAUGUCAGGGCUACGAUCGGCCGUUGAUAUUCAUCGACGGUGUGCCAAAGAAUGCCCGUGCAAAGAGCAUCGCGUCCAGGGUCUUGACAGCACAGCGGCAAGAUUCAACCCUCACCAUCUCUACCGCUGCCCGUUCAGCCCAACAUCAAGGACCCGCCUUUCAGCAGGCCGAGAACUUUAUACACCAACUUCUCUUGGCGCAAGGCGUUCACGUAGAUUCGCAUCAUCAUGGGCAAGCGCCUGAUCGAGAGCAUCAUCUACUGCACGUCUCGACUGAAGCGGCGACGCUGCUCCUGCGAGGACGUCUGACACGACAUGCCCAGACCGUAUACCAAGCGACCAAGUUGUCUGGCAUGGCGCUGGAGCAGCUUCGGGCCAUGCUGGCGCAGCAUAAUAGCGUUCACGGAUCCGCAAACAACGUGCCACUGCUGGCUAUCAUCAUGAAUAUGACAGUCUUUGAGUUGCUUGCAGCAACGACGAGAGAUUCAUGUAAGCAUCAUGUUCGCGGGUUGGCUGCUCUGAUUGAGUCAUGUGGCCCAGCCGUAUUUCGCGAGCCAUCUAUGAGAUUGAUAUUAGGACAGGCUAGAGCACAUAUUAUGGUUUUACAUAUGGAAGGCGAGCACAGGACCUUUCUAGAACAGCCCUGUUGGCAGGAAGUCCCAUGGGAUGAGGAUCCCGGGAGCAAGUCUCUCACAGCACGAUAUAUGGACAUCAUCUGUUGUAUCCCAGGCUUGUUGGAAGAUCAGCAGCGGCUAUUGGAAAUACAACAAAACUCCACUAUUAUUGCUGACGACACAUGUGAUCCUCGGGCUGACGACCUUCGAUCGUCAAUGCGGGCGAAAAUAGUCUCUCUGUAUAUCAAACUACUCGACAUACGGUGGCAAUGGGAAUUGGAUCAUCCAAAUUGCUGCCAUGACUUGCCGGUUGCUGGGCGAAGCGGCGCGGCGCGAAACCAGCAUUGCGCAGUUCCACUUCCAGUAAACAGCGAGACAGGAAGGCCAAUUUACGGCAGCGUGCUCUUCUUUAAUGACCUCUAUCGAGCAGUCGAGAUGAACUUUUACCAUACCUGCCUAUUAAUCCUCCACAGUCUAGCGAGAAGUCUGGAUAUCAUGCAGGAACUCGAGCACCUCCAUACGCCACCGCCUUGUUCUUCCUACGAAGCUAGCAUUCCGCAAGAUGCGGGCAGAAGCAAAUCUGGUGAUGCAACCCGUCGCUUCUGCUUUAAGACCAACGUACCACUACUAUUUCCACACGAGAGUCAAUCAGACUAUUACGCCGUACACGAUAUCUGUCGCACUGUUGACUUCCUACUACACCCAAACUAUGGGCACGCUGGAGCUCUUUUCCUCAUAUUUCCGUUGCGUGUCGCCCAGGUAUACAGCACUAUCUUACCGUUCGAGAGAGAAGAUACUUCGCUCGAUAUCACUCGGUCCAGUAGCGAUCAGAAUGUCUGCCACGGAAGAAACCAGGCCGCAACACAGAGUAUAAAUGCUGGGCAGAACGGUAUAGACAACAAGGCAAAGAUUGACGAACACAAGAGCCUGUCAGUCUGGAUGCGCAAGAUAAUGAGACAUGUUGGGGAUGUCUAUGGGUUUGGCAUAGCAUAUGGAUACACUUGA